Molecule: messenger RNA, 243 nt
Organism: Sphenostylis stenocarpa
Lineage: Eukaryota; Viridiplantae; Streptophyta; Magnoliopsida; Fabales; Fabaceae
Source: the annotation of a GenBank genome assembly
AUGGCCUCUGAGAAAGUUCACAACUUCUCUCCACCCCACUUUUCCCCCAUUCUCAAAAGGGAAAAUGGUCCUCCAAAUAUACACUCCAGAUGUGCCCUUCAAAACAACACCAAAUGCACACAACAAAAGACAGCCAACACAGCUGAAACCUCUCUCACCACACAGUUCACAAUGCACACAUACUUGGCUUGUAUCUACAGUGUCCAUAAAGCAAUGAAAGAAGAGGAACGGGGUAGAAGCUAG